ACGGCCCAGGAUGGGACAAGCGAUGACCAGGGUGUCCGCCCAUCUGCCCAGGGUCCAUGAGGACGGGCACUGCUCGGUGCGCAGACGGGUGGUGAUGCUGCUGCUGCUGCUGCUGCAUGGUCGUGUAGUGGGUCUCUGUUGGGCUCUCAUGAAGAAUAGACGCGCCCGUGUGGUGCAACGAGGCCCUGUGGUGGUGGUGGGGGUGGGGGGCGCCGUAUCCGUGAGGCUGAUCGGCCGGAUGCGAGUCCUGUGGUGAGUAGUCGACAUUGUAGUCUGCUCCUAGUCGGUAGUUGCCCGCCAGCGUGUCUACAGAGCAUGGGUUCCGCCAGAGCGAACCGCUCUGGCUGGGAGCCGGAAUCUGUAUGGAGAGAAUUUGUCUGUUUGGAGCCCCGUAGGGCUGCCUGGGAGUCGUGGUGAAAAAGAGCCCUUCGGCUGAGCGGGCGCAAGUCUCGCCUUAGUAUGGACGGGAUUCUGCGCGGGCUAUGCUGGAUUGGCACCGGUGCUGCUAAGACAGCAGCCGAGUACAUGUGUCGGCGGGCGUGCUGAUGGCGGAUGUUGCCGGUAGGUUCGUUGGGUAUAUAUCAGCACAGUCGAGAGAACUAUUAUGGUUCGCUCCUCGCUCUGGUUGGGGUUCAGGCGUGCGAGUGAUAGCUUUGGCGGUCGGUGAUGACAAAGGCUGGGGAGGUACCCCUUCCUCUGCUUCUGUUUCGCUGCUGCUUCUUCUUCUUCUUUUCUUCAACAGCCCACACACACACUCUCACUCUCACACAAACGUACACAGCCCUUCCUAUGCUACCAUCUCCCAACCACGCUGAUCCGAUGAAGAGAGGGGGGGGGGGGGAAUUUCAAUCUCUUUCUGCGCGCUGUCCAGUGUAUAUCUUUCGUCUCUGGGUAUUGGGCUGGGCCAGCAGGGCCACUGUAACAGUAUGGGGCUGGGUGGUUUUAUUUCGAAUCUUUUCUUCUUCUUCUUCCCUUUGUUGUAUAGGAGGGGAGGGACUUGUUGGUGUGCCGUCCAGUUGGUUGAAGUCCGGUAGUCGUGUGGAAGUUGAAAAAAGUUCUAGCAGGAUGUGGAUGCCGAGGGGAGGUACCUUCUUAUGGCUCUCUGCAUGCCAACAGGGAAGCUCCCAUGCG
This is a messenger RNA of Cryphonectria parasitica EP155, 1131 nucleotides long. RefSeq lists its product as uncharacterized. Bases 95 to 256 code for a protein of 53 amino acids. The record is from RefSeq and is a predicted model, not a curated record. The transcript has a single exon. Lineage: Eukaryota; Fungi; Ascomycota; Sordariomycetes; Diaporthales; Cryphonectriaceae.